AUGUCUACAUCAAAAACUACAUCAGGACUAGCAUCGGCACCGGCACCAUCAUCAACAACAAAAUCUUCGUCAUCGAGAAACAAGUCUCAUACAAACAUUGCCAAUCCUGUAUUGACUAGGUACUUAACCACACCGAUUGUCUUUACGCCAGCGAAAUAUCAAGAAAACUACUCAUCAGCAUCACAAUUACCAGCAUCGUAUAUAGUCUUGUCAAGACAUAGUCAAAAGAGAAGCGACAGCGAAGGUAUGAAACGAAAUGGCAAUGUAAAUGGUUCAACUAACGCAUCACAAAUUGAAACUGGGAGAGAUCGAAAGGUUGGACCAAACAGACCCAAGUCAUUAGCUGAGGCUGUUGCAUCUUACAGUGGGAGCAAAUAUGAAGGGCCAAAGGAGAAAAAGAGGAAGAGAAAAUUAGCAGAGAUGGAAAAAAGAGAAACAGAGAGAGAGACAAGACUAGUUUCAAAUGACAGUGAUGGCGGAGAAGAGAAUGGGGAAGAUCUCGAUACGGAAGAUGCAGAACAGCCCCCAGUAAAGAAACCAAAAGGUCUCUGGGGCUCUCUCAGGUCACUUUUUGGUGGAGCUAUACCGGGAUCUGAGGUGGAAGAUGUUGGUGAGGAAUUUAUCGAGGGUGAUGAGGAUAAGUCAGCCCCCUUCAAUUUGUUAAAAAGGAAGCAAACUUUCGACAAUGAAGAGUCGACAUCCCCGUCAACAUCAGCAGAUGAGGUUUAUGAUGAGAACUCUCCAUUCACAGGAUUUAGUGAGCCAGAAAAGAGUGAAAAUGAUCAAAAUGGAGAGGAUGAUGAUGAUGAUAAUGAGAAGGAUGAUCCAGAUUUUGGUGAAGAGCAGAAGGUUGAAGUUAGCGAUGGCCCUAGUGAAAGUGACGAUGAUGAAGAUAGUGAUAGCGAUGAUGAAAGAGUUGGUAGUUAUGAAGAGGAAAAUGUCAUUGAGAAGAAGGUAUCAUCCACUGAGAGCACACCUUCGUUGGAAAGUGAAGAUGCUGGUGAUGGCGAGUAUUUGGAUGAGGAUGCCAAUGUUGACAAAUUGAGACAUGAUUUGAAGGUUGAUCAACUUGUGAAUGGACAGGGACAAGUAUAUACAAUCACAAGAAGAAACUUGGAUGGAAGCAACAAGAUUAACAAUGAUGAUGAAGAGGAGCCAGAGGAAGAAAAAUUGAAAAUUACCAAGUCCAGCUCUACACCACCAACGUCACCCGAGGAUAGUGAUGAACAAAAAAGUUUAAUCCAGAGGCAAUAUUACGCGUUUAAUGAACUCGCCUCUGAUCGCGGAUCGAAUGGAUCGAAACGCAUUUAUAAAAACUGGCGUGAAUUAGCCAAUGCUAAGCCACCAGUUGGGUUGUUAAACCACGGAGUCACCUGUUAUAUGAAUUCAGCGAUCCAGUCGCUUAUACACAUUCCUGCAUUCCAGCAUUAUUUGAAUGACAUAAACCAAGGCAAGGCGGCUAUCUUAAAACCACGGUCAAUUAGUCAUGUUUUGGCUGAACUUUCGAAAAGAAUGUGGAAUCCUAAUAAGCCAACGGCAAAAUAUAUUAAUCCGAAAAAGAUUAUCCAACGAUUAGAUGAUAUUAAUUGUAUGAUGAGCGAAUGGCAACAAGAAGAUAGUCAUGAAUAUUAUAUGAGCUUAAUGUCUCGUUUACAAGAAGAUAGUGUACCCAAGGGUCAUAAAUUGAAUGAAUCAAUCAUCUAUGAUAUAUUUGGGGGAUUACUACAUCAAAAGAUUACCUGUCAUCAGUGUCACAAUAUUUCAUCAACAAAGCAAGAAUUUUAUGAUUUGUCACUUGGAUUAAACAAGAAGAAGUAUCAAAAUAGUUGCCGAUUCACUAUCGAAAAAUCAAUUAAUGACUUUUUCAGCGAUGAAGUUAUUCGUAAAAAUGAUCAAGAUUCAAAAUCAGGUUAUUAUUGUGAUAAAUGUCAAUCAUUCACCCAAGCUAAUAAAAUAUCAUCAAUCUUGACUGCACCCGAAACAUUGACUAUUCAUUUGAAACGAUUUAAAUUUAAUGGCAAUUCGCUGAGUAAAGUGAAACAGGGGAUCUGUUAUUCAAAGUAUCUUGAUUUAACUAAAUACAUGGAUGCUAAUGAAACUACAAAGAGUUUUCCACCCACCGCAGCCAAAUAUCAGUUGAUUGCAGUGAUUGUUCAUGAAGGUCGAUCGAUAUCAAGUGGUCAUUAUAUUUGUCAUGUAUUACAACCUGAUGGAGUGAGCUGGAGUACUUAUGAUGAUGAAUAUAUUAAUCGAAUUGAUGAGAAAAAGGCAUUACUGGAUGCAAAUGCAUAUGUGUUGGUGUAUACGAAAUUGACUCCAAAGUGA
Lodderomyces margitis is the source of this 2325-nucleotide messenger RNA. RefSeq names its product ubiquitin-specific protease (gene DOT4). NCBI's taxonomy places the organism in Eukaryota, Fungi, Ascomycota, Pichiomycetes, Serinales, Debaryomycetaceae. Gene Ontology annotation, cellular component: cytosol; nucleus. The transcript has a single exon. The record is from RefSeq and is a predicted model, not a curated record. Bases 1 to 2325 code for a protein of 774 amino acids. Gene Ontology annotation, molecular function: cysteine-type endopeptidase activity; cysteine-type deubiquitinase activity.